UGAAUUAUACAAACCACAAUUAUUCUUUCAUCAUAUUUUUUUCUCCACUUUACAUUGCACACAACACCACCUUCAUAUCUAAUGUUUUCCUGUUCCUCCUUUUAAUGGUGAAAUACAUUUUUUUCUCUUUAUAAAAUUCCUUGACUUCGAAGACAAAUCAAACCACACUUCUCAAAAAUGCAGAACCAGAGAUGGGUUUUCAUUGUUUUAUUGAUUUUCACAUUCUACAGUAGUACUCUUCCCUUCUUCUUCUUCUUCACUUUAGCUUCUUCAAGCACUCUGGUUUGUUCAGAUAUAGACAGAGCAGCAUUACUUGGUUUCAAAUCAAAAAUCACAGUAGAUACAACAGGUAGUCUCUCAACAUGGGUUGGUAAAGAUUGUUGUAAUGGAGAAUGGGACGGAAUUCAGUGUAAUCCAACAACAGGGAGAGUUAUGGGAUUAGUAUUACAAGGUACAAGAAAUGAAGACAUUGCAAUGUAUAUGAAAGGAACUUUAUCUUCUUCAUUGAGUAAUCUUCAGUUCUUGGAAAUCAUGGUUAUUACUGGAAUGAAAGAGAUAAGUGGAAAUAUUCCUGAAAGUUUUUCAAAGUUGAAACAUCUUAAUCAGCUUGUUCUUGAUGAUAAUAUACUUGGAGGUGCAAUUCCAUCAAGUCUUGGUCAGUUAUCUUUGCUUAAUACACUCUCAUUAAGUGGUAAUCAUCUUAAAGGUAAUAUCCCUCCAAGUAUAGGAACUCUUCAGAAUUUAAUUCAAUUGAAUUUAGCUAAGAAUUCUCUAACUGGUUCAAUUCCACCUACUUUCAAAACACUGAAAAAUCUCCAGUCUGUUGAUGUCAGUCACAAUCUUUUGUCUGGGUUAGUUCCAGGAUUUAUAGGAGGAUUCAAAAAUCUAACUUUUCUUGAUUUUUCAAAUAAUCAGUUUUCAGGAGAAUUUCCAAGUUCACUGUGUUCUCUACCUAAUCUUUUGGAUAUGUCUCUGAGUCAUAAUAAACUGACAGGAAAUCUACCAAUUCAGAUUUGUAAUUUGAAAUCACUGAGCAGUCUUUCAUUGAGUUUUAAUCAUUUCCAUGGUGAAAUUCCUGAAGCAAUAUCAAAACUACAAAAUCUUUGGUAUUUCAAUGUUUCUAGCAAUAACUUCUCUGAUCCUUUACCAGUUAGUCUUAAAACAAAAGGAAUUCCUUCUUUGUUAUCUUUAGACCUUUCUUAUAAUAAUCUUCAUUUAGGAAAAAUUCCUGACUGGAUUCUGAAAAGAAAAUUUACUGACAUUCAUCUGGCUGGUUGUAAUCUUAAAGGAGCUCUUCCAAAGUUUUUAACUCCAAGUUCCUUAAAUUCUAUAGAUUUCUCACAUAAUCAGUUCAGUGGUGGAGUGUCAAGUUUCUUGAUAAAAAUGUCUGGUUUGCAGAAGCUAAACCUCUCAAACAACUUGUUGAAAUUCAAUGUCUCAGAGAUUUUAAAGAAUACAAACAGAUAUCUUGAAGUGUUGGAUGUUUCUGGUAAUCAGAUAACAGGGCAGUUACUUGAAUUCAGGUCAGGUUUGAGACUGAAAUCAUUGAGUGUGUCAAGAAAUAAAAUUUCAGGUAGAAUACCAAGUUCAAUUUCAGCUCUUAUUGAACUUGAGAAGUUGGAUAUUUCAAGGAAUCAGAUUAUGGGAAUUAUUCCUCCAAGUUUAAGGGAAUUAGUGAGUUUGAAAUGGCUGGAUUUAUCUAUUAAUAGACUGACUGGGAAAAUUCCAGAUAGUCUGUUAAGGAUAGAGAACCUGAAACAUGCAAAUUUUAGAGCUAACAGAUUGUGUGGUCAGAUCCCACAAGGCAGACCAUUUAACAUUUUCCCAGCAGUUGCUUAUGCUCAUAACCAGUGCUUAUGUGGUAAACCAUUGCCACCUUGUAAGGUCAAAUAAAGAAGAUGAUGAAGAGAGUAGUAGUAGUAGGUCAGUAAGAUGCUGACUCAGUUGACAUGUUUGCCAUAUCAGAAAUUGUCAGCUAUAUGUAAUGUUGGGGGUUUGUACUUGACUAGGUGUAACAAUUUCAUACCAAUUCUUUUCAUCAAAUUCUCUCUUUUUUCUUCAUUGUUGUCUGUUGAUGAUGUUGGCUUGCUUUGCUAUGACUGAAUAGACAUUUAAAGUUUUCUUUUA
Messenger RNA from Papaver somniferum (opium poppy), 2127 nucleotides. RefSeq names its product receptor-like protein 43. The record is from RefSeq and is a predicted model, not a curated record. Bases 178 to 1893 code for a protein of 571 amino acids. NCBI's taxonomy places the organism in Eukaryota, Viridiplantae, Streptophyta, Magnoliopsida, Ranunculales, Papaveraceae. The transcript has a single exon. Gene Ontology annotation, molecular function: protein binding.